AUGGCUUCGAAAUCGCCAGUACCCCUCCGCCUGACAAGGCUUCCUACUGAGAUUCUUCUGGACAUCUACCAACAGUUGGACCUGGACGGUGUUUUCAACUUGUGCGCUACUCACAGCACAUUUCAUGAGCUCUUCAGCAAGAUGAAGACUUCUAUCUUACUUCCAGUUCUCGUCCGAGAAUUUAGUCCGUUUGAUGAACUUCUGCAGGUCUAUACAGCCUCAGUCGAAGACCUUGACUGCCGCAGUGGCCUUUAUGCUCCGCGCAGAGUUGUAUUCAAGCGGUUCCUUGGUGAUACAGGAACAGUGUUGGCUCCAUGUUUAGAUCAUGGACCUGCUAUGUCAGCGGAUGUCGUUGAUAGGUUCAUCACUCUUAGCAAGCCUGGCAAGCCCACCGUGCCCCAUGCCAAUCCUCUCAAGACCGUUGUUUUGACUGAACAUGACUUGAAGCCCAUCCUAGGCUACUGUUCGCUUGUACAACGAUGGCAAGACAGAUUCCCGCAGAUGAGAUGGUUUCACGAGCCUGAAAAUUGCCGAUAUCUCCGCGAGCACGAAGCUAAGAGGUUUCGCAGAGCUUUGUACAGAUGGUGGCUUUAUGGUUUAUACUUUCACGAAGACUUCCCUCGACCCCGCGUGGGUCUUCCGGAGCCUGGCGUGGACGAUGUCAGGUUGAGUCAACUCCGACUUUACUCCACAAGCGAGUUGGUAGAGCUCAUGGACUUGGUCGAAACUAUGAAGGAUGUCGUCCUACAUUAUCUCUGUCCCCGGCUUGACCCUAGCCAAGGCGAAGAUGAGGGUUGCGAUUCGUAUUUGCAUGAUGUCGUGGACCGACCCGAAUCUCUUGCAAGGGGUUGGCAGGAUCAGAGUCGAUGGGGUCGCAUCAUCAAAACAUAUUGCAAGUUCGGUCCUAAAGAGCUUAUGCAUUUGUUUGAAAACAUUUACAGCUAUUCUCGACAACGCCUCAUAACGGAAGCUCGCUCUCUCCAGCCGAACCUCACCUUUGACCAAGAAUCCAUCUCAGUGUCUACUCAAUGUGUCCUCGAUGAGCGGCAGUGGUCGCUGAACAUGCCUACCCUACCUCUAGAUGGACUAGGGGGAGUGAUAGACUGGGACGACGAGCGGGAUGCAGAACGUGCCAAGUUUGGAGGAGAUGCUAGCUUGGAUGGGACAUUACCAGGAGGAGCACGAAUGCUGCGAUCUUCGUCUCACUACUCGCCUCGGGGAGAUGAUGGAUCUCAUUUGGAGGAUGUGAAUAGACAGUCUUGGGUCGAGGGGAGGUACAUGAUAUCGUUCGCAUGA
Fusarium sp. VM40 is the source of this 1296-nucleotide messenger RNA. Lineage: Eukaryota; Fungi; Ascomycota; Sordariomycetes; Hypocreales; Nectriaceae. The record is from the annotation of a GenBank genome assembly.